CCUGCAUACCAGACAUGCCACUGCUACUUGACUCGAGAAAUUUCAUUCCACCAUGGUGUACAUGCUGGGCCCGCCUGUUAUAGCCAUAAGCAACGUACUUCAUCGUGAACAUAUUCCUGUUAUCCUUUGGGGAGAACUCGCAAUGAAGCAAUAUAACAUCCCAACUGGGAUCAUUCUCUUCGACGUUCUGGUUCCAGAUGAUAUGCUCACUCGUGCAGCCUCAGCAUUCGAGGCUGAAGGUUGGAAAACCUCUACGGGACCUCUCCCUCGUGCGUUUGCUGGUUUUUGGCGGUCGGGAUGGGACGUGGUUGGAAAGGCAUGCCGCCGAUACCAUUUCCCACCCGCCAUCCUACCUGGUGAAGACAUCAUACUCCUUAUUCUUCCGACCUCUUUCGUUGGCCUUGGUCCAAACCCACUCCUAGACUCCGAGGAAUAUACACAGAUUGAAUCGUUCGGGCGUAACGAGUACCUGCCCAACGUGUAUCUACCCUCCAGUCAUCUCAUGGCAAAAACAAUUGCGCGUACUCAUAUCCGCCACGCCAUUAAAGGCAACAGUUUAUCCACACUGCUACGUGCGUAGGCCUCGUAUUUCUACCUCUAUUGCGACUUCCAUGCGGGGUCAUUGGACGACGCCGAACAAGACGUUCAAGAUUUCUGGCGUUCUAUAUCAAUGGCGAAAUGGCGGGUUAAGGAUCCAACAUUUUCCGAUAAUCAGUUGGAGCGCAACGAAGAGAGAUAUGGUUAACACUGUGGUUUCACUGCCCAAUGACUGCUGAUUUGCAUCAGUUCAGUAAUUGACUCAUGAAAACCGAUCCUAAAGAAGGGAUCGGAACGCCAACCUCGAUGCAUUUAGUCGAC
Somion occarium is the source of this 858-nucleotide messenger RNA. NCBI's taxonomy places the organism in Eukaryota, Fungi, Basidiomycota, Agaricomycetes, Polyporales, Cerrenaceae. The record is from the annotation of a GenBank genome assembly.